Molecule: messenger RNA, 789 nt
Organism: Pygoscelis adeliae (Adelie penguin)
Lineage: Eukaryota; Metazoa; Chordata; Aves; Sphenisciformes; Spheniscidae
Gene: TMEM60
Product: transmembrane protein 60
Exons: 2
Coding region: 168-572 (134 amino acids)
Source: RefSeq, a predicted model, not a curated record
CUGUUUUGCUGAAGAACACUAAAACAAGCACUCCAGUUAAGGGGAUGUAGUUUGACUUUAUAUUUACACUUUUAAAUCUACAUAGACUACCUGAACGAAGAAUGCACCAAUUGCAAGAAGACCUUGUUGUUGCUGACAGCGGAAGACUUCCUCUCAAAGCUGUUUAAAUGAGAAUGUCCCUGGCGCAAAGAGUGCUACUGACAUGGCUUUUCACGUUACUCUUCCUGAUCAUGCUGGUGCUAAAGUUGGAUGAGAAAGCACCAUGGAACUGGUUCCUCAUUUUUAUUCCAGUCUGGAUAUUUGAUACUAUUCUUCUAGUUAUGUUAAUUGUAAAAAUGGCUGGACGUUGCAAGUCUGGCUUCGAUCCUCGCAACGGCUCCCAAAACAUCAAGAAAAAAGCCUGGUAUCUCAUUGCAAUGCUAUUUAAGUUAGCCUUCUGCCUUGCCCUCUGUGCUAAAUUGCAACGAUUUACUACGAUGAAACUAGCCUACGUAUUUAUCCCUUUGUGGGCCUUGCUUAUUGGGGGUAUGAUUGAACUUGGAUAUAAUAUCUUCUAUGUACGAAGAGACUAAGCUAUACUAUGUGGUUUUUGACGCUGAGAGUGGUACCGAAUUACUGGAUUAUUAUACCUUUGCCACGAACUCGAUCUCCAAAUUAGAACGCCAAAUAAGAAAUCAGUCAUACUGGAGACUUUCUCUAAACCAGGCUGAAGACUGAGAGUAGACUUGUUCCACUUUUUAUUUUAGAACUGUCACAUAUGCUCUUGUAAAUAAAAGUACCUGUUCAACG